UCUGACUUGGCGCCGCUGGUCCGGCAGCUGCAGAGCAGAGAUUGACGCAAAGCCGACAGCCUCUCCAGAUACUGGGCUCCCGAGCAGCCGGAGCCUCGUACCGCGGGCUGCAUUGUUUAACCCGUAAACAGAGGCUGACACAGCAGAGCCGGUGAUCCGGUUCUACCGUCUGAAUGUGUGGAAUACCGCCCGCAUCGGCGACUGGAUACUCAUAAUCUGCUCGGAAACACCUACCAAAAAUCGGCAGUUGAGGAGGAUCGAUGUAAAUUUUGGCAGCAAAGUAAACCGCUAUAAAAUGGCAACCGCCGCCCGCUCCCGGCAACCGUAGACCGAGAGUCAGCUGGUCCUCAGCAGCUCCAUGUGUCCACGCUGAUCUUCUAGCUCAGCUCUUCCCUCCCAUCGGGCUCCCUCUCUGUGUGGAGGCAUCAUGUCGGCGGCGCAGACCCAGAAGGAGAGCAGCGAGGCGGGCUGGGGCUGUCUGGAGGCUCUGGGCCUCAGUCAGAAGGAGCUGGUCCUGGCCGAGGCCCUGCAGAUGGAGUACGAUGCCCUCUCCAGACUCAAACAGGACAAGGGUGGUACUGGGACCAACCAGACCCCUGGCUCUACAGCUCCCAGACAAACCCGCUCCAAGACCCCGAAUCCCACCAUCGAACACCCUCGACCCAUCCCCUCUGAGCCUAGUCCUCCCCCUACAGGAGGAGGCCUGCUGAGGGGCCUCUCUGGCUCCGACCCCUCCCUGAAUCAGCCUGGAGGGUCACAGUCGCUGCAUUCCAUGCCAGCCAGGGCGCUCCCUCCUCAGGGGAGCUACAUCAAAGACUCCCUGUACAUCCUGGACAGUCCGGAGGUCAGCAAGUUCAGAGACUGCUCAGGUUCGAGUCUCAGGGACUCAAAUGAAUCUGGGUCAGGGAUUCUUCCCAAAGGUUUCCCACCUCUUCCUGAUGAUAUCCCUCCUGCCAUCCCUCCAAGAAACCCCAUCCCCCCGUCGACGGGGUCAAUGAACCCUUUCCUACCCUCUAGAGGGUCCACUGUGCCCCGCAAUGUCAACCUGUUCACGCCCGAUGUGGAUCAGCCCAAAGUGACCUCAGGGGAGCUGAACUAUGACAACAUCAACGACUCGCUGUCCCGACUCAACGAGAGCCAACAUGGGCCUCGAGGUCGGAGGGUAAACGGGGAACAAUCAGGGAAGCCUGUGGCUCGGAGUAAGACCCUCCCCCCUCAAGUUCCGCCCAGGACAUACAUACCUGUCCCGAAGAGCAACAAGAACCAGCGGCGGGUAUCUGCAGACCCGGUGUCUCUGGUCUCCAGGAUGAAUGGAUUUGGAUAUGAACUGUUCCAGGUGUCCCAGGAGAGAGAUGAGGAGGUGGCAGCUUUCUGCCACAUGCUGGACAUUUUACGUUCGGCGUUCCCACACAAUGACCGCUCAAAGAACGCCGGCUUCGUUUGGUCUCCGUCCGUCGGCCAGGAGGAGCUGCAUCAGGGUCUGGGGGUCAGCGUGAAGGUGACUGUCAUCAGCGAACACUUCAGGGAGCCCCUUACCUUUACCUGUGAUGGUUCGUCCACGGUGGAUCUGCUGAUCUAUCAGACUCUGUGUUACGCUCAGGAUGAUCUGGAUCACAUGGAUGUGGAUCAUUACCUGCUGAAGGUCUGCGGACACAACGAGUUCCUCAACAACUCUCAGACUCUGGCCGGUCUGGAGUUCGUUCAGCAGUGUCUAAAGUUUGACUGGGACAUCCAACUGUUCCUCACCAAGAGAUCUGCCAUCAACACGGAGCUGGCCCGCACGAAAGAAGACGAUGAGACGUUGUCCACCAUGAACCACAGCAUCCUGCUGCAGGAGCGUCCAAUCAAACAGACCGUCACCAGGGAGGCUCUGACUCUGCUGCUGGAUACCUUUCAUAAUGAAGCCGAGUCCUUCCUGCUGUCAGAGGUGGAUCUUCCGCUGCACGUAGAGCGUCUCGUCCAAUCAGUGAAGGCCCUCUGCAGCUCGUUAGCUGCCGUGGAGACGCCUGAUGUCACCUCCGCCCUCAACCAGCUCCCAGCAUGCCCCUGUCGUCUGCAGCCCAAAGUCCUCAAGGAUGCUUCAGUGCUGGCUGUCAGAGAGAACAGAGAGAAAGUGGUGGAGAAGUUGACGGUGGCCAUCUUGGAUCUGGUGGAGCUGUACUGCAGCACGUUCAACGCCAACUUCCACACAACGCCGCAGAGUCAGUGCUGCACGGCGCCCGUUCAGGAGGCCGGCCUUGUCACCAACGUGCUCUCCUUCAACGUGUACGCCGCUCAUCGCAUCCCCAUCACCUGGGCUGCCAGUUACGAGGGUUUCUUCCUGUCCUGCUCUCUGACUCAUGGAGGGGCGGAGCUCUGCGCACCGCAGCACACUAGCAAACAGUCAGUCAGCAAAUACCUGUUCCACCUCGUGGUAUGGGACCAGAGGGUUUGUUUCCCGGUGCAGAUCAACCAGCUGCCCAGAGAGUCGCAGCUGACGGUCACUCUGUACGCCAGCUCUCUGCCACCACCCGGUGGAGCUGACGAGAAGGGGAAGCAGCGCCGCAGCAUCGAGGCUCUGGGCUGGGUCACCAUGCCGCUCUUCAACUUCAGACAUGUCCUGACGUGUGGCAGGAAGUUGCUCGGUCUGUGGCCUUCAGCUCCAGGGAGGAGCGGAAACGCCCGGACGAGUUCGCCGAACUUCAGCCAACCGGACAGCGUGAUCCUGCAGGUGGACUUUCCCACGUCGUCGUUCGAGGUUCACUUCAGUACUCCUCCUCCUGCAGACUUCUGUCCUCAGUAUGACUUCUCCAAACUGGACACCAUCAGUCAGAUCCAGCUCCAGGAUGUCUUUCACAAGAAGGCUGUCUUCUGGCUGACAGCAGAGGAUAAGCGUCUGCUGUGGGAGAAGAAGGCCUUCUGUCAGGCAGAGAGUGCAGCUCUGCCUCUGGUUCUGGCCAGCGCCCCCUGCUGGCAGUGGGCCUGUCUGCCUGACAUCUACGCCCUACUGAGGCAGUGGGCCUGCCUUGGUCACCUGGACGCCCUGGGACUCCUCCAUGCCUCGUUCCCGGACCAGGAACUGAGGAGGACGGCUGUUCAGUGGAUGGACUCCAUCUCAGAUCCGGAAUUACUGGACUUCCUGCCUCAGCUCGUCCAGGCUCUGAAGUACGAGUGUUACCUGGACAGUUCACUGGUUCGUUUCCUCCUACGGAGAGCCAUGGGGGACAUUCGCAUCGCUCACUACCUCUUCUGGCUGCUGAAGGACAACCUGCAGGACAGUCAGUUCAGCGCUCGCUAUCAGCACCUUCUGGCCGCUCUGCUCUGCUGCGUUGGCCGAGGUCUCCGUGAGGAGUUCGACCGUCAGUGCUGGCUCGUCUCCGUCCUCGCCAAGGUGGCCCGCAAAGUCCGAGAGGUCACCCCGUCCAGCAGACAGUGUGUCCUCAGGGAGGGUCUGGGGGAGAUGAAGCGGUUCUUCUCAGUGAACAGCACCUGCAGACUUCCUCUGAACCCGGCGCUGCUGGUCAAAGGGAUCAACAUCCAGUCGUGUUCCUUCUUUAACUCCAACGCUGUUCCUCUCAAACUGUCCUUCCAAAACCUCGACCCUCUGGGAGACAACAUCAACGUCAUCUUCAAGUCAGGAGACGACCUGCGGCAGGACAUGCUCACUCUGCAGAUGAUCCGCAUCAUGAACAAGAUCUGGAUCCAGGAGGGUCUGGACAUGAGGAUGGUCAUCUUCAAAUGUUUUUCCACCGGCAGAGGACGAGGUAUGGUGGAGAUGAUUCCUCACGCUGACACUCUGAGGAAGAUCCAGGUGGAACAUGGAGUCACUGGGUCCUUUAAGGACCGAACGCUGGCCGAUUGGCUGCAGAAGCACAACCCUACCGACGAGCAGUACGACAAGGCGGUGGAGAACUUCAUCUACUCGUGUGCCGGCUGCUGCGUGGCGACCUACAUCCUGGGAAUCUGCGACCGGCACAACGACAACAUCAUGCUGAAGACCAGCGGUCACAUGUUCCACAUCGACUUUGGGAAGUUCCUGGGACAUGCGCAGAUGUUUGGGAACAUCAAGCGGGACCGCGCCCCCUUCGUCUUCACCUCCGACAUGGCGUAUGUCAUCAACGGAGGAGACAAACCGUCAAGUCGCUUCCACGAAUUUGUGGAUCUGUGCUGCGAGGCGUACAACCUGAUCAGGAAACACACACACCUGUUCCUCAACCUGCUGGGCCUGAUGUUGUCUUGUGGGAUCCCUGAACUCUCAGAUCUGGAGGACCUGAAGUAUGUCUAUGACGCACUGAGACCGCACGAGUCUGAGGCCGACGCCACCAUGUACUUCACCAGAUUGAUUGAGUCCAGUCUGGGCAGCGUCGCCACCAAGCUCAACUUCUUCAUCCACAAUCUGGCUCAGAUGAAGUUCACCUCGUCGGAGGAUCGGCCCACGCUGUCGUUCGCUCCCAGAUUUCACACGGCGAAGAGCGACGGCCUCAUCAGGAACCUGUACAUCUGCAGACACAUCCGCACCGCCAACCCCAGCAAGGGAUACGCCUAUGUGGUGAAGGUGGAGCGUGAAGGCCAGCAGGAGGCGCAGUUGGUUCAAAGGACGUUUGAAGAGUUUCAUGAACUUCACAGCAAACUGAGACUCAUGUUUCCCUCAUCCAAACUGCCCAGAUUCCCGAGUCGCUUUGUGAUUGGUCGGUCUCGUGGUGAGGCGAUGGCUGAUAGGAGGAAAGAUGAACUGAAUGGUUACGUGUGGCACCUGAUCCACGCCGCCCAAGAGAUCGCUCAGUGUGAUCUCGUCUACACCUUCUUCCACCCGCUGCCCCGAGAUGAGAGACCAGGAACAGCGAGCGUCAAACCAGCAGAGAUGUCGUGGUCUCCAGCUUCAGGCAAAGAGCUCGGCGAGGUCAAAUUGUCAAUCUCCUACAAGAACGAUAAGCUCUUCAUCAUGGUCAUGCACAUACGAGGCCUGCAGCCCCUGCAGGACGGCACAGACCCGGACCCCUAUGUGAAAGUCUACCUGCUCCCAGACCCUCAGAAAACCAGCAAGAGGAAGACGAAGGCAGCACGACGCACCUGUAACCCCACCUACAACGAGAUGCUGGUGUACGAGCGGAUCCCUCGUGGGGACCUGGACCAGAGGGUGAUCCACCUGCGAGUUCUUGGUGACGGGGCUUUCUGGGAGAACACCCUGCUGCUGGGGGAGACCUUCAUCCCUCUGAAGAGGCUGGUCCCAGGUCAGCACUGGGUGGAUUGGCACCAGCUGGGCGCCGCCGGUUCAGACUCCACCCACUGACGGACAGGAAACGGGAAGGGCUGGGUUUAAAGGGAAGGGAAGAGAAGAAACAGAGAAGCGUUUCUCCUGAUGAGGACAGAAGACAAAAGGAAAAUCCUUUCAAAGUAAAAGCCGUGUGGCUGAUCCUCCCUCAGUGUGUGAGGGAGUUUAGUGCCGCAUUUGAAGCUGCAGUGUCGUCAUCACAAAGUUUGAUUUGUAUUUUAACACAAAAAUCUGGACUUGUAUUGGUAAUUUAUUUGAUUAAUAAUCACUUGAAAAGGUUUCGUGAGUGAGGCAGAUUAAUUUUCAUGAUCAAGCUCUUUAAACAAACUCCUCUGAGAUUUUAAGUGAGCAAACUCUCCAGUGAAGUGACUUCAAAGUAAAGUUAAAUUGAGUUCCAAGCUCUCAUGUUAAAUCAGACUUUUUCCGAAUGGACAUGUCUUCAUGAAGACGUGUUGAGUCUGAAUUCAUGCCUUUAUUUUGAAGAGAAGAUGAAAUUGUUUCCUGUUCGGACUCCGUGAUGCUUCUUCCUCUUCUUCUUCAGCAUAUUUUCAGACGAAGAGCUGAACACCAAACCCCGUUCGGAUGAGCUCAUCUCCGUUUUCCAGCAGGGUUUCCUACUUCUGGUUUGAGUUUUGCUUCUUACUGAUGAUUUUAUUAUUUUAAUACUUAAUACCUUUAAAAAUUUCUGUUGCCCAGAAGACAAACAGAUGAAGUGGAAAAUUAAUAUAAUAAUAAUAAUUAUACUUAAAACACUUAGUAUCUCAUGCUGGGAAACAGAAAUGAUGUAGAAAAUGCACAUUAACUGUUCAGAAGUUGGUUAACAUUUUACAUAAUUUUGUUGUGAAUGAUUUUGACAAAGAAACAUUUUGUUUUGACUUUGUUUCAUGAUCAGUGAAAUCAGAGGAAAGGACCCAGUUGAGUCAUUUUCCAGGACUUUUUAAGGACUGAAAUGCUGCAUCUUCCAGAUUCCAGGAACAUUUCAUGCAGCUUUUUCAUGUCCUGACACAGAACAGACACAUAACUCACACCCGACUUCGUGUGUGACUUCAGCACAAAACACACUGUGUAGGCGAAGAGUUUUAACUGUAAGCUGCAGCAGCGCAGCUUUAGCCUGAAUGUUGCUAACAGGAAGUGGCUCAAGUCGAGUCUGGUUUGAGUCCAGCACUGUAAAAAAAGAAAACGCACUGCAGGAUAUUUUUAUAGCAAGGAUGAAGAUUUGAUUUUCUAUCUGUGGUGCACGUGAGCUUCUUAAACUUCCUGCUGCUGCUCAGUUUGCCUUCCAGCCUGUCGUCCUCUGCUUUCUGUUCAACUCUGAAUAAUCUGCCGGCUGUUUGUUUCUACAUUUCAUUCUUUCUUUUUUUAAUCAUCUUUUGUGUGUAAUUUUGUACAUUUUGGGAAAGACUCGUGGCCAUUUUAACCUGCCUCUGCGGGUUGCAGUGCACACUGGCGAGAAGCGAGUGCUUUCCUGCGGGUUGUUUUUGCGCUGUAGACGAGACAAACUGAGGACGUGAACCUGCAGGAAACGAAUUCCACUGAUCUGAUCCGUUCAGCACAUUUUUCCAAAUGCAAAACAUGUUUGAAAUGGCUCCAGUAAAACCUGGAGUCAUCAGAAAAUCUGAGGAGAAAGUUAACAUUUCAGUCUAAAUGUUUUUCCUAACAUAUUUGAGAUUAAAGGUGCAGUUUGUAAGAAGUAGGCGUAAUUUUUUAAAACAUUUUAAAAUGAACUAACAUCAAUAGAGUAUGAAGAAACAGCAGUGCUGCUCAGACGAGACAGAUACGAAAUAAAACUCACUCAAACUGUCCUGGUUUGUCUUUCCAGCAUCACCUCUGGUUUGGUCCAAACAUCCUCAGUUCAGACUGAGACGUGAAAAUAAGCUCCUCUGAGUUCUGGCCACAUUUUAAAAGUUGCCCCUUUAAGAAUCAUGUCAAAUUUCCUCUUUUUUAAAAGAUGCAGUUUUUUAAAUGGAGUUCAGUGAAACUCGACGAGACAGUCUGCAUCACAUCCAUCACGUUGAUGUGAUGGAAGCGAGUGAAGGUGACAGAAUGUAAGUUCAAAGUGAACAGGAUCUUAAUGUACUGUACAGACUGAACUUAAUGAAAAUGUGUCCCACCUCCGACUGACAGCCUGUUAUUAAUGUGUAACUUUCAUUUUGGAACAUAUUUUGUAUUAUUUGCACUACAAAAUAAACUUGAACUGAAAAAGG
Scatophagus argus is the source of this 7455-nucleotide messenger RNA. It is a transcript of the gene pik3c2b, whose product is annotated as phosphatidylinositol-4-phosphate 3-kinase, catalytic subunit type 2 beta. Gene Ontology annotation, biological process: phosphatidylinositol 3-kinase/protein kinase B signal transduction; phosphatidylinositol-mediated signaling; cell migration. Gene Ontology annotation, cellular component: phosphatidylinositol 3-kinase complex; cytoplasm; plasma membrane. Gene Ontology annotation, molecular function: 1-phosphatidylinositol-3-kinase activity; phosphatidylinositol binding; 1-phosphatidylinositol-4-phosphate 3-kinase activity. The transcript has 33 exons. Lineage: Eukaryota; Metazoa; Chordata; Actinopteri; Scatophagidae. The record is from RefSeq and is a predicted model, not a curated record. Bases 428 to 5269 code for a protein of 1613 amino acids.